Molecule: messenger RNA, 2872 nt
Organism: Pezoporus occidentalis (night parrot)
Lineage: Eukaryota; Metazoa; Chordata; Aves; Psittaciformes; Psittacidae
Gene: KCNQ1
Product: potassium voltage-gated channel subfamily Q member 1
Exons: 18
Coding region: 964-2577 (537 amino acids)
Biological process (GO): potassium ion transmembrane transport
Cellular component (GO): voltage-gated potassium channel complex; membrane
Molecular function (GO): voltage-gated potassium channel activity
Source: RefSeq, a predicted model, not a curated record
CAGUUACCUUGCUGAGAAGCUCCAUAAGGAUAUAUGGGAAAGGCUGGCAGUGGCACACAGCAGAAAAACGUGACUUCUGGUAAUAGAGCUCCACAAGUACAAAGCCCUGCAAGGUGCAGAUGUGUCUGUGUGCACACACACUCAGUGGCUGAAGAGCUGUAUGCAGUUUGUCCUUCCCCAUGACCUCCUGCCCUGUGCCAGCUGCAGCUGUCUGGAAGCUCAGGGAUGGAGUCUUGAUAACUGUGUUUGACUCUGUGGGGAUGCACUCCAGAUGCAUGAGACAGGGCCUUGGUUGUGGAGGAUUGUAAAACAGGAGCCAAUUAUGCCAGCCUGAAGCUCAGCCUUUGAGAGUGUGAUGCUGUUGUUCCCUACGCAUACAGCACGUAAGCUAAAGAUGCUGGAUUGCACUGUCUUCCCUCUGGACCACAAGGACCCAAACAAUUGAUCUAUUGUAGAAGGAACAAAACCUGAGACUGAAAGUGGUGAGUCAUCUGCUGCAAGGCAGAGGAGGGUCAGCUCUGCAGCUGAAGUAAAUUAGCAGUGUUUCAGGCUGUGCUUAUUUACACCUGCUGCUGCUCUGCCUUCUUCGUCAGGCCCUCUGGCAUCUGCUGAACCACAUGGAGAUGAAAAGACCUAUAAAUGCCACAUCAUUUCAUAUUUUAGAAACAAACCUGUCUGUUGUGUGAGCUGUAAGGCUGAGCAGAAAACUUCUCAUAUACUUGAAAUAUACCGACAUUUCACCUGAAGCAGCUACAGCUCAAAGCUUACCAUAGCCCAGAAAUAGUUCGCCAUCUUGUGCCGGUUUUGAAGUACUGCCCAGACGAAUAAAUCCCUCCAAGGAUUUUCGGUCUUCUGGUUCAUAUCCAAGUGCCCAGCUUCCUUAUUGUGCUGAUAUGCCUUAUCUUCAGCGUGCUUUCUACAAUUGAACAGUAUGCAGCUCUUGCUACAGGGACGUUAUUUUGGAUGGAAAUUGUAUUAGUAGUAUUCUUCGGAACAGAAUAUGUGGUUCGGUUAUGGUCAGCAGGAUGCCGCAGUAAAUAUGUUGGAAUAUGGGGAAGGCUUCGUUUUGCUAGGAAGCCUAUUUCAAUCAUUGAUUUAAUUGUAGUUAUUGCUUCCAUGAUAGUUCUUUGUGUGGGCUCUAAAGGUCAAGUCUUUGCAACCUCGGCUAUCAGGGGCAUCCGCUUUCUGCAGAUAUUGCGAAUGCUACAUGUUGACCGUCAGGGUGGUACAUGGAGACUGCUGGGAUCAGUAGUGUUCAUACACAGACAAGAACUGAUAACUACACUCUACAUUGGAUUUCUGGGCCUGAUUUUUUCCUCUUAUUUUGUAUACCUGGCUGAAAAAGAUGCUGUAAAUGAUUCUGGAGAAACAGAGUUUGGCAGCUAUGCAGAUGCGCUGUGGUGGGGAGUAGUGACUGUUACAACUAUUGGCUAUGGAGAUAAAGUGCCUCAGACUUGGAUAGGAAAGACCAUUGCAUCUUGUUUUUCAGUAUUUGCAAUUUCAUUUUUUGCACUACCUGCGGGAAUUCUUGGUUCAGGCUUUGCCCUAAAGGUACAACAGAAACAAAGACAGAAGCAUUUCAACCGUCAAAUUCCAGCUGCUGCUUCUCUCAUACAGACUGCAUGGCGAUGCUACGCAGCAGAAAACCCAGACUCUUCUACAUGGAAAAUAUAUAUUAGAAAACCUGCCAGAAAUUAUCAUUUGCUGUCACCCAGCCCAAAACCGAAGAAAUCAGUGAUGGUUAAAAGGAAGAAAUUUAAAUUAGACAAAGACAAUGGGCCUUCUUCUCCAGAUAGGACAUUAACUGUUCCACACAUAACUUAUGACCACGUGAUGGAGGACAGGAAACCUGAUUUCAGUUUUGAAGCAUAUGAAAAUCCUGGACAAGCAGGAAUGUUAAAAUUGCUUGAUUGUCAGCGCUCCUGGCCAUCCUUUUCUGCAGACCAGCAGUCUUCCAGUGCUCCUUCCUCUCCAGUGAAAAAAAGCCCGACUUUUUUAGAUGUGAGCACAGGACACUUCAUCAGGACCAGCAGUUUUGCCGAUGAGCUUGAUCUGGAGGGUGAGACACUGUUGACCCCAAUAACUCACAUCUCACAGCUGCGAGAACACCACCGCGCUGCAAUUAAGGUGAUUCGUAGGAUGCAGUAUUUUGUGGCAAAGAAAAAGUUUCAGCAAGCUAGAAAGCCCUAUGAUGUCCGAGAUGUUAUUGAGCAAUAUUCUCAGGGUCACCUCAACCUGAUGGUGCGAAUCAAGGAAUUACAGAGGAGGUUGGACCAAUCCAUAGGGAAGCCAUCUCUUUUUAUAUCUGUGUCAGAAAAAAGCAAGGAUCGAGGGAAUAACACGAUUGGUGCCAGGCUGAACAGAGUGGAGGACAAGGUUACACAAAUGGACCAGAAACUGAACCUCAUUACAGAUAUGCUGCAUCAUCUGAUUUCCUGUCAGCAAGGGGACCAAGGAAACAACAGAACAUCUCAGAGAGGCAACAAUGUCAAUUCAGAUCUUUUCCUCCCUAAUAACACCCUGCCAACCUACGAUCAACUGACGGUACCGAGGGAAAAUGAAGAUGAUAUAUCCUGAUGCAGUAUAAGUCUGGGGUGGGUUCUUCCCACCUUUCUCCUUUAAAUGGGACUGAAUGUUGACAACCUGGAAGGAAUUAGGUUUAUCAGCCAUUUGAGAAAACACACAACUACUGUAUCUAUACCACUAGUCUCAAAUACCCUCUUCUAAAGCCACUCAUAAUAGUGAAAGGAUUGCCAGGCUGUCUUCUACCAGGCAAAACUUACUGAAACUCCACAUUUAUUUUGUUCAUGAACAAAUGAUCACAGCUCAUUAUUUCUUAGAAAGAAAAAAAAAAAAAAAAAAAAAAACCACC